GAUCCCUUGUGUUUCAUACAAAAAUGUAAACAAACAAAAACAUGUUUUAGAAGAAUCACAAAACAUUUUUAUAAAUAAGCCAUAAUAAAAUAAGUGGUAACAUCCUAAAUAAAAAAUUUUACGUUAUAUCAACAAAUUCAACAAGAAUCAUAACAAAGUAAAAGAAUUUCAUUGCGAAAUGAACUUCAGUCGAAUUAUUUCUGUAACAAAACUUUUAAAAGGGACAAGAAAUCAAUGUUUAACAAAUACAAAAGGAUUUUGUUCAUCUGUAACUGUGAAUCCAGUGAAUUCAAUUGAAAAGAUUUCAGAUGCAAGCGAGAGUUUCCCUGAAACUGUUGACGACUUGCCAACAUACUUUUCUCCGACAUUUAAUUUUGCAGCAUACAUCAAUAAAUCUGAAACAUUAAGAAAAUUUGUAGAACUUGGAGUGGAUUUAAGUAAACUUGAAAAAAAGAAAGGAAUAGCACAAUUCAUUCUAAAGUUAGACUUUGAUAAAAAUGUGAAAGAUUAUUUAAUUCUCCUGCACGACUUGGGACUGCCACCUGAGUGUUACGGAUACAUGCUCACGAAAAAUCCUUUAAUAUUAAAAGAAUCAAUCAGUGACUUGGAAACAAGAAUUUUCUAUCUUAGAUCAAAAAAGUUCUCAUUGGAGCAGGUGCAAGAGAUCGUGGGAAAGAAUCCGUACUGGUUAAGUUUUUCUACAAGGAGAAUCGACAGAAGACUUGGAUGGUUUCAAAAAAACUUUAAACUUACCAGUAACGAUCUAAGAUUUCUUGUAACUAAGCAACCAAGACUCAUUACAUACAAUUUAGAACACAUUCGAGAAAAUUCAUUUUGUAUAAAAGAAGAAAUGGGAUUUGAUGGUGAUGAAGUCAAAAUUUUACUUUUAAGUUGUCCAAGACUUUGGAUGAAUAAUCGUGAAACAAUCUUUGAUCGAUUUGAUUACAUUCAUAAUUGGAUGGACAUUUCACAUGACAGAAUCCUGCAGUCACCUGAAAUUUUAACAAAUCGCUUGAGUCGCCUCAAACAACGUUUCCAAUUUCUGAAACUUCUCGGAAAAGCACAAUUUGAUGAGACAAAACCCGGUUACAUCUCAUUCAAAAUGUUUCUUGAAGGAAGCGAUGAGGAUUUUGUUCUCAAAGUUUGUAAGUCUUCACUAGAACGUUACGAUAAUUUCCUGAAAACUUUGUAGAAACAAGAUUAAUGGCAGACAAUAAAGAAGCAUGAUGAUGCAAGUUUGUAGCAAGAAAUCUUGUUAAAUAUUA
Molecule: messenger RNA, 1265 nt
Organism: Clunio marinus
Lineage: Eukaryota; Metazoa; Arthropoda; Insecta; Diptera; Chironomidae
Source: the annotation of a GenBank genome assembly